This is a messenger RNA of Petromyzon marinus (sea lamprey), 5952 nucleotides long. Its product is annotated as aryl hydrocarbon receptor nuclear translocator-like. The record is from RefSeq and is a predicted model, not a curated record. Gene Ontology annotation, biological process: regulation of DNA-templated transcription. Gene Ontology annotation, molecular function: DNA-binding transcription factor activity; protein dimerization activity. NCBI's taxonomy places the organism in Eukaryota, Metazoa, Chordata, Hyperoartia, Petromyzontiformes, Petromyzontidae. Gene Ontology annotation, cellular component: nucleus; transcription regulator complex; cytoplasm.
CUCGCUGGGUCCGCCUCCAUUGUGUUGCAUCCCUGGCAGGAGCAGAGGGAGCUGCGGAGACACAGGGAGACAGAGGGAGACACGGGGAGACACGGGGAGACAGAGGGACACACGGGGAGACGCCGGGAGACUGGAGCCCCAAGACUUCGUCUCCGCCGCGUGAAAUGGCGGCAGCCGCAGCGAACGCGGCGGCUGAAAUGACUGACCAAGCCGUGCCCGCCGGGGUCACUGGGGUCACGGGGUCAGGGACCCCUGCCGGGGUCACCGCCUCAACCCAGGGCUGCGUCGCUGCAGGGCAGAGGGGCAAGCGGCGCCCAGGGCUGGAGUUUGACGACGAAGGGCAGGGAUCCGGCAAGUUUCCCCGGUGUGCGGAGGAGGCCUCCGUGGAGAGAGACUCGUGUGCCAGACGGACGGACAAACCAAUCACCCUGCCUGGGCCUGCCUGUCUGGAGAAUCACAGCGAGAUCGAGCGGCGGCGUCGGAACAAGAUGACGGCGUACAUCACGGAGCUGUGCGACAUGGUGCCCACGUGCAGCGCUCUCGCGCGCAAGCCCGACAAGCUCACCAUCCUGCGCAUGGCCGUGUCGCACAUGAAGUCGCUGCGCGGCACGGGCAACACUCCCACGGAGGGCGCCUACAAGCCCUCCUUCCUCACCGAUCAGGAGCUGAAGCACCUGAUCCUGGAGGCGGCCGACGGCUUCCUGUUCGUGGCGGCGUGCGAGACGGGGCGGAUCAUCUUCGUGUCGGACUCGGUGACGCCCGUGCUGAACCAGCCGCAGUCCGAGUGGUUUGGCGGCACUCUCUACGACCAGACUCACCCCGACGACGUCGACAAACUCCGCGAGCAGCUCAGCACCUCGGAGAGCGCCAUGACGGACGGACGGACAAACCAAUCACCCUGCCUGGGCCUGCCUGCCUGCCGCAUCCUGGACCUGAAGACGGGAACGGUGAAGAAGGAGGGGCAGCAGUCGUCCAUGCGCAUGUGCAUGGGCUCACGGCGCUCCUUCAUCAGCCGCAUGCGGUGCGGCACGGCGCCCGUGGACCCGGUCACUGCCAACCGCCUGGGUCACCUCCGCAACCGCUACCGGAACAGCCUGGGCCCAGCGAAGGAGGGUGAGGCGCAGCACGCCGUGGUGCACUGCACCGGGUACAUCAAGGCCUGGCCGCCAGCCGGCAUGACCAUGACGGAGGAGGACUCGGAGGCGUCGCAAGGGAGCAAGUACUGCCUGGUCGCCAUCGGCCGCCUCCAGGUGACGAGCUCGCCAAACUGCGGGGACAUGGCGGCCUCCUCGCUGCCCUCCGAGUUCAUCUCCCGCCACAACAUCGACGGCGCCUUCACCUUCGUGGACCACCGCUGCUCCGGGGUGCUGGGGUACCAGCCGCAGGAACUGCUCGGCAAGGAUCCCGUUGGAUUCUGCCACCCGGAGGAUCAGAGCCACGUGCGCGACAGCUUCCAGCAGGUGCUGAAGCUCAAGGGCCAGGUGCUGUCGGUGAUGUUCCGGUUCCGCAGCAAGGGCCGCGAGUGGGUCUGGCUCCGCACCAGCAGCUUCACAUUCCAGAACCCCUACUCCGAUGAGGUGGAGUACAUCGUAUGUACCAACACCAACGUCAACCGCCAGCUGCAGCAAGGAGGAGGAACGGCCGAGUUGGAGUCGGGCCCGGGGCGUGAUGGUCUGGGCUUCGAGCACUCGCAGGUGGCGGGCAGCGUGGCUGAGCACAGCAAGAUCCUGGACAAGAGCGAGGGGCUGUUUGGGCCGGAGCGAGACCCUCACUUCACCGAGGUGUACAGUGGCCUGGCGUCCGACCAGAAGCUCGGCUCCAAGAGCGGCCUCGUGUCGCCGUCGGCCGCGGCAGGGCAAACCAUUUUCCAGCAGGGGGGCACGGCCAGCUUCCCCCGUGCGGGGCAACCGUACAGCCCGAGCCUGGCGCUGGUGCAGGCGCCGUCGGCCGGGCAGAUCUUGGCCCAGAUGUCACGGCAGACGUCGGCGUCCGGGGCCAGCCAAGCAUCGGCCACCACCACCUGGCCCGGCAAGGCUCAGUCUCCGCCGUUUGGCCACAGCUUUGCGGCGAGCCCCUCGUCCUUCAGCCCCCUCUCCAACCCGGCGUCGGCGCCGUCGCCCGGCGCGCCCACCUACGCCAGCAUCGGCACGCGCACCACACCCUACGAGGGGGGCCAGGGAGGGGGUCCCGGCGGAGGGGGCUGGCCCCAGUGGCAGCACGGGGGCCAGGGAGGAGAAGGGCACACUCACCCCCCUGCAGGGCAGCCCGAGGUGUUCCAGGAGAUGCUGUCCAUGCUGGGAGACCCCACGCAGGGAGCUGGGAACUACAACAACGAGGACUUUGGAGACCUUGGAAUGUUCCCUCCCUUUUCCGAGUGACCUAAUGACCUGGGUCACCUCUUCCCCUCCCCCCCGUCUGCGUGACCAUGUGACCUGGGUUAUAUCCCCCCCCCCCUCCAUCGAGUUGUUCAUUGUGAAAACGCCCCAUUGAUUUGGUGACCUGAGCCAAUUUGGUUCAUUGCUGAGAGGUGGAUUAAUGGAGCGGAGGGGUUCACGAGUUUAUGGAUUCAUUCAUUGCUUGAGUCAUGAAUGCAUUGAUGGGUUCAUUCAUCGCUUGAGUCAUGAAUGCAUUGAUGGGUUCAUAGGCAGAGAGGGGUUAUGGGGUCACUGGCUUAACGAGGUGAAACGUUUCUAAGCAAGCGGAUCAUAAUGCCAAUGGAUUGAUGCAUCGGUGAGUGGUUUAGUUAAUGGGUAGUUGGCAGGUCAAUGAGUUGAUGGAUUAAUGAAUCGUGGGGUUAAUUAGUGGGUUCCGUAAUGAGUCGACGUGUUAAACGAGGAGCGAUUGAAUUAAUACGUCAAUGGGUUAACGAGGCCGUGUGUAAUGAGUCGAUGGUUUAGCCCGUUAAUGAGGGUGCGGUUUUAAAAUAUCAGUGGGUCAAGGUAGGCGCUGCAUAAUGGGUCGGUGAGUUAACUAAUGAAUAGUUAACGAGCCGGUGAGUUAACGGGUUGGUGAGUUAGCGGGGCCGGUGAGUUAACGGGGCCGGUGAGUUAAUGAGUCAGAGGGUUAACGGGGCCGGUGAGUUAACGGGUUGGUGAGUUAAUAGGGUCAGUGAGUUAAUGAGUCAGAGGGUUAACGAGUCAAGAGGGUUAACGGGGCUGGUGAGUUAACGGGGCCGGUGAGUUAAUGAGUCAGAGGGUUAAUGGGGCUGGUGAGUGAACGAGCUGGCGGGUAAAUUAAUGAAGCUAUUAACUUUGUCUCCGUUCCGCACCCCACCCCCUCCCCCCAUUCGUGCUGUGGUGGUGGAGGGAUGGGGGAGGGGGUAGCGGGUGGGGGCCGCGUGCCAAACGUCGUCUCUCUGUGCGUCUCGUGACUGUGAUUAACUCCGCCGCGCAGUCUUCGUCGUUAUAAUUAUUGUUGUUGAUGUUAUUGAUGAUGUUGUUAUUGACGUUGUUGAUGUAAUGAUCGUCGUUGUCGUCGUUAAAGUCGCCACGCGUUGGUCGUGUGAGCGCGCGCUGCGUGGCCAUCGCCGCAACAACAAAAACACCACGAGGAGCGGCCCGCCACUGAUCGUCGCUGGUCGCGAACGUCGCCAAUUUAUCCGGGAAAGCCGCAGUCCAGCGACUCGCUUUGCGGGAGGGAGGGAGGGUCCUUGCUGCUGCGUUGAGGUUUUUUUUUAUUUUCAAGAUGUUCUCAGCCAAUUAAUGAUGAGUCGUGUUUGUUUGUUAUUCACGUUGGGGGGAGGGGGGGGUGGAAGCGGAGCAGCCGGAGAAAACCCACGCCUUGGUCGAGGGGGCAACGCUCUAUCCCCGUACAGAUGGAAACGGGUGGAGGUUCGUCCGCAAUUUUCUCUCCCGCGUUCUCCGAGCAAGCCAGGGCAUGGCACCUCCUCGACGCCCGAUGGCGAGGAAGUUUCACACCAUCCGUGUGUGGUCCUCCAACCCUCCUUGCUGCUGCCUCCGCAGCACUGGAUGACAGCAGUCACGUGCCACACAGCCACCACUACUGUCCGGGGAACCGAGCAGCAGUUCUGCCUCUAACCCUCUCAUCACCCAGCCACGACUACGAACCCUAACUAGCCAACCAAUCAGAUACAAUCACAACCCUACCACCAACCCUAACUAGCCAACCAAUCAGAUACAAUCACAACCCUACCACCAACCCUAACUAGCCAACCAAUCAGAUACAAUCAUAACCCUACCACCAACCCUAACUAGCCAACCAAUCGGAUACAAUCACAACCCUACCACCAACCCUAACUAGCCAGCCAAUCAGAUACAAUCACAACCCGACCACUAUCCCUAAUUAGCCAGCCAAUCAGAUACAAUCACAACCCUACUGCUAUCCCUAACUAGCCAACCAAUCGGAUACAAUCACAACCCUACCACUAUCCCUAAUUAGCCAGCCAAUCAGAUACAAUCACAACCCUACCACCAACCCUAACUAGCCAACCAACCGGAUACAAUCACAACCCUACCACCAACCCUAACUAGCCAGCCAAUCAGAUACAAUCACAACCUGACCACUAUCCCUAAUUAGCCAGCCAAUCAGAUACAAUCACAACCCUACCACCAACCCUAACUAGCCAGCCAAUCAGAUACAAUCACAACCCUACUACUAUCCCUAACUAGCCAGCCAAUCAGAUACAAUCACAACCCUACCACCAACCCUAACUAGCCAGCCAAUCAGAUACAAUCACAACCCUACUACUAUACAUAACUAGCCAACCAAUCAGAUACAAAAAAACACAACCCUACCACUAACCCUAACUAGGCAGCCAAUCACACAAACACAAUCCUACAACUAACCCAACUAGCCAGCCAAUUGUAUACAAUCACAACCCUACCACUAUCCCUAACUAGCCAACCAAUCGGAUACAAUCACAACCCUACUACUAACCCUAACUAGCCAGCCAAUCAGACACGAACACAACCCUACAACUAACCCAACUAGCCAGCCAAUCAAACACAACCCUAACCAUAACUAGUGGGCAAACUUGAUAUGAUCACGUGCUUGUCCACUCACCAAGCCAGCCAGACAAUACAGCUCAUAUCCCCUACCCAGCCAGACAAUACUACUCAUAUCCCCUACCCAGCCAGACAAUACAGCUCAUAUCCCCUACCCAGUCAGACAAUACUACUGAUAUCCCCUACCCAGUCAGACAAUACUACUCAUAUCCCCUACCCAGCCAGACAAUACUGCUCAUAUCCCCUACCCAGCCAGCCAAUACUGCUCAUAUCCCCUACCCAGCCAGACAAUGCUACUCAUAUCCCCUACUCAGUCAGACAAUACUGCUCAUAUCCCCUACCCAGUCAGACAAUCUGCUCAUAUCCCCUACCCAGCCAGACAAUACUACUCAUAUCCCCUACCCAGCCAGACAACACUACUCAUAUCCCCUACCCAGUCAGACAAUACAGAUCAUAUCCCCUACCCAGCCAAUACAGCUCAUAGCCCUACCCAGCCAGACAAUAUAGCUCAUAUCCCCUACCCAGUCAGACAAUACUACUCAUAUCCCCUACCCAGCCAGACAAUACAGCUCAUAUCCCCUACCCAGCCAGACAAUACUACUCAUAUCCCCUACCCAGCCAGACAAUACUACUCAUAUCCCCUACCCAGCCAGACAAUACUACUCAUAUCCCCUACCCAGCCAAACAAUACAGCUCAUAUCCCCUACCCAGCCAGACAAUGCAGCUCAUAUCCCCUACCCAGCCAGACAAUACUACUCAUAUCCCCUACCCAGCCAUACAAUACAGAUCAUAUCCCCUACCCAGCCAGACAAUACUACUCAUAUCCCCUACCCAGCCAGACAAUACUACUCAUAUCCCCUACCCAGCCAGACAAUACUACUCAUAUCCCCUACCCAGUCAGACAAUACAGAUCAUAUCCCCUACCCAGUCAGACAAUACAGCUCAUAGCCCUACCCAGCCAGACAAUACUACUCAUAUCCCCUACCCA